UGUCAAGAUGAGCUUUUUAGUAAUUUUCUCGGCUAUACUUUACGCCGUUUCCGCGGCUGAACUUCCUCCGGUCGCCGUAGUCAAGGACAUCCAAGAGGAUUUCGUGAAAUCUCCGCUAUCGAGAAUUACUGGUGGAAAUGAGGCUGAUCCGCAUUCGAUUCCAUACCAGGUUGCUUUGCAGCUCAGAUCUGGAAGUGGUAGUUCAGCAUUUUGCGGCGGAUCUUUGAUUUCUGACAAAUUUGUCGUGACUGCGGCACAUUGUGUGGAUGGCAUGACCUCUGCCACCAUUUUUCUCGGCGCCCACCACUUAAGAGUUCCUGAAACGGACCGAAUUCAACAAUCAGUGAACAAAAGCAACUUCAUAAUCCAUGAACAAUGGAAUAGUCGCCAAAUCCGAAAUGAUGUUGCUUUAAUAAAGCUGGCCUUUCCUAUUCAAUUUAAUGAUAACAUUAGUGCCGUGAAUUUGCCAAGGAGAAAAGAUGUCACCAAAUCAUAUGUCUCAGAAAUGGCGACUGCAUCGGGAUGGGGUGUUUUUUCAGAUAAAAAGCCAUCUGUGUCACCCGUACUGCGCUAUAUAAACGCAACUGUAAUCAAUCAAAAUCAAUGCCGGAGGUCCUUAGGGUCAACAGUUCAAUCGACAAAUAUUUGUAUAUCCGGAGCCAACGGCGCAUCUACUUGCAGUGGCGAUUCUGGGGGUCCUUUGGUGAUAUAUGAAGCAGAUGGAUCAAGGACACUAGUAGGAAUUACCUCCUUUGGCAGUGCUCGUGGCUGUGAAAUGAAUUAUGCGGCGGCAUUUGUUAGAGUCACGUCUUACUUGAACUGGAUUACAAGUAAUGCUGGCAUCGAACUAAGAUAAGAAUUUUGAGA
Molecule: messenger RNA, 867 nt
Organism: Hermetia illucens (black soldier fly)
Lineage: Eukaryota; Metazoa; Arthropoda; Insecta; Diptera; Stratiomyidae
Product: brachyurin-like
Exons: 4
Coding region: 8-856 (282 amino acids)
Biological process (GO): proteolysis
Molecular function (GO): serine-type endopeptidase activity
Source: RefSeq, a predicted model, not a curated record